CUAUUAUUAUUAUUACUAACAUAAACAAUUCACAAUUUUUUUAAAGUAAAAGUUCAGUUAAGAGUACAGGAAGUGUUUUUCCUAUUUGUACUCCAUUUCCCAUGAUGCCCCUGGGCUUUUUCCUGACAGCUACGUCAUGUGUUUUCCUUCGUCACGCGGAGCUGAAGCGGGGAACAUGGCAGACGAGGAGGACUCGGCGCCGGAGCCCGCCGCCGCCGUCUCUCCCCCGGGGAGCCCUCAGGUCGGGCGGCCUCACUCAGUGUCCUUCUCGGAGAGCUUCCAACCGGCCGUCGGGAUGAUGAGCCAGCUGCUCAGCCAGCCGUCGUCCCUGAAGUUCGACAAAAACAUCAAGCAGGCCUUCUACAACACCGGAGCGAUGAUCUUCGUGGCGAUCUGCUGCGGGGCGGCCGUGCUGGUCUACUUCAUCCUGGAGGCCUUCCUCCGGCCGCUGCUCUGGGCGGUGCUCUGCGGGACCUUCCUCCAUCCCUUCAAGUACUCCCUGGCUCGGCUUGGCCGCUCGUGGCUCAGCGGCCUGCAGGACACCGGGACCCCCAUCGUGGUGGGGACCCUGCUGGUCCCGGUGUGGUGCGUCAACUACGGGGUGGAGACGAUGGGCCGGCUGGUACUGGAGAGGCUGACAGUGCUGCUGGUGAUCGGGGCCGGGGCGCCGCUGGUCUACUUCCUCUACCAGUUCUGGAGGGUCAUCGGGAUGCAGGUGAUCCUCGGACACGUCUGUGCGGUCAUCGGGGCCGCGCUGGACUGUUUCCACGCUGUGUGGGUUUGCACUGUCGUCGUUGGCUAUUUGCUGGCGGUUUGCUUUAAGUGGAGCCCCCAGACCGAGCGCUACCUCAGGGCCGUGGCUCUGCCGGUCUGGGCCGUGCUGCUCUUCUUCAUCGUGUCUCUGACUGGCUCGUGGAGAGUUCCCAUAUUUGUGGUUGUGGUUGUUCUCCUUAUCGUGGGCUCUCAAGAGAAACCGCCUGUUUCUAACCGAGGAGAGCUGUCGGGGCAGAUGCUGUCGUUUGCUGCUAACACUAUUUACAUGGCAAUAUCCUGUAGCAACUUUCAGGCUAAAACUCGGUCCAGAGAAAACUCCAGCACAGAUGGCAUCCAGACAUUGGAUCCCGUCACUGCCACCCCUGGGUUCCCUCGAGGUUCCCGUUCGUUACCAGCCGGCCUCUUCCAGAGAGAGCAGGGCUCCCAGAGAGCCAGCGAUAUCUACUUCAUCCUGCUGGUCUGGGCCAUCGUUCUGGUUCAGGUGUGGCUCAACCUCUGGAUCCUGCAGCUGCUGCCGAUCCCCGUGGCCGUUUGGGUGCUGAAGAAACUGGUGGUCCGCUUUGGUCUGAAGAGCUUUGCAGAGCGAACUCUCUCCUCGUGGUGGACGGUGUUGGAGAGGUUUGGACGUGAGCGCGAGGAGGCCUUGCUGCCCGGACCGAUCAAAGGACUGGCUCAGUUCCUGCUGCGUAUCGACACUAAGCUCUGGCAUUGGCUUAACAAGCAGAUGAUUGUGUGGUUGGAGCGAUCUCUGGAUAAAAUCAUCAGUAUCUUCAUCAUCUUCCUCCUGGUCACAGGGACGCUGCUCAUGGCGCUGCUGCUGACCGCAAUGGUACACCAUGAAAGUGCUCACAUCAUCGACGUAACCAGCAACCUCAUCAACGAGACUGUUUCUAACCAUCCAGAAUGGGCCAAUUGGCUUCCAGAGGCUCGUGUGGUGCAGAAAGCUCUGAAUUCAGCUGCUACUAAUGUUUAUCAGCAUGGGAGAGAAUGGAUAACGCAAAAGCUUCAUAAGAUGUUAGGAGACAAAGUGAACCACACUGCCGUCAUUGAGAAGCAGGUUUUGGAGCUUUGGGACCGACUGUACCACUCCUGGUUUGUGAAGAAUGUGACCCACUCAGGACGGCACCGUGGACAGAAGAUGAUGGUUCAGAGGCACAACAGCUGGUUAGGGGACAUCCUGGACUGGAAGGACAUCGCUUCUUUUCUGCAGGAAAAUAUCGAGACUCUGCUAUCUAUCCUGGAGUCUCUGUGGGUGGUAAUGAGCAGAAACGUCGGCCUCCUCAUCUCCACCACGACAACUCUGUUCACCGUCUUGUUCCACAGCGGCACGGCGCUGCUCAACUUCGCACUGAGUCUGGUGAUCUUCCUCACCACUCUCUUCUACCUGCUCAGCUCCAGCGGGGAAUACUACAAACCGGUUAAAUGGGUGAUCAGCCUGACGCCUCUCUCCCAGCCCGGACCCUCCUCCAACAUCAUCGGCCAGUCUGUGGAAGAAGCCAUCAGAGGAGUGUUCGACGCCUCUCUGAAAAUGGCCGGCUUCUACGGCCUCUACACUUGGCUCACUCACACCAUCUUUGGCAUCAACGUCGUCUUCAUACCUUCUGCUCUGGCCGCCAUCCUGGGAGCGGUGCCGUUCCUGGGGACGUACUGGGCCGCCGUGCCGGCCGUGUGCGACCUGUGGUUGGCUCAAGGCGAAGGCGUGAAGGCCCUGCUGCUGCUCAUCUGCCACCUGCUGCCCACGUAUUUUGUAGAUACGGCCAUCUACUCCGACAUAUCAGGUGGUGGACACCCGUACCUGACUGGCCUGGCGGUGGCGGGCGGAGCUUAUUAUCUGGGUCUGGAGGGGGCGAUCAUCGGGCCGAUCCUGCUCUGCAUCCUGGUGGUGGCAGCCAACAUCUACAGCGCCAUGCUGAUGAGUCCCAGCUCUGCUUUGCCGACGCCGGUCCAGCCCACCUGGCCUCUGCACCCCAUGAGGACCUUCGCAGAGUCGACGCCGUCCGUCACAAAGAAGCCGACUGAGUGACAGCGGGUGGGACGUUAUCUGGGUUCCCAUUGGCUGAUUCCUCAGGAGAAGCACUCCCCUCCUGUCGCCGCCCGGCUCAAUUGGCUCGCCAAGAAGAGACGGCGGCGUAGCGGCUGCUCGUUUGUGAUGCUGAGCAACACGGCAGCAGCUCCUUUAAUCCAGCGCUCUAAAAAAAAAACAAGCAAAGUAACCCCAAACUUGAACCAACAACAUCGGAUUGGGUUUAUGUUCGUGUGCGGUACAAACGCCAAUCAUACGAUCUCUCUGAACUCGGUGCCUGAAUUCAUUUUAUACUAUUGAGAGAUGCCUAAAAAUUACUCUGUGGUUUGUGGUGAAUUGUAAGAAGAUCUAUUUUAUCUACGAAGCCCCUGAUCUCCGCCCUGCACCCCCCAGGCUACGCUGUGUGGUUGUGCACUGUUUAAACUCCUACCUCUCCCCUCAUGGAGGCUCCAGGAGAGUCUGCAGUGAAAGUUGGUUUGUUUCCAGAUGAACCGAACACAGAAGUCUUCGUGUCCGGCUCAAGAGAAGCAGUUUUUUUUUUCUUCUAAGUUUAACUUAUUAAUUUACCUUUCGACGUCAGCUGUGAGUUUGCAACACUAGCUUCAAUAAAUACUCGGGAGGGCUGAGCUACGAAGCAAGCUUUGGAGUAAAUUCACGGUUUCUGCAAGACUGAUGGAGCAGAUAGGAGGUACAUAUAGCACAGGCAUUCUGGAGAUCGUAGAGCUUCCUGCUGUGUUUGUGUCCCGUUAAUAGAAAGCAUUAAACAAAUCGUGAAAAGCUACUUUCCUGGAACGUUCGGUACAAACCGUUAUAAAUUUGGACCUACAAAUUUAGAAUAGAUGAAAUGUAUAUGCCGAUCCUUGCGUAAAGCUUGAAUUAACCUUCAGCUAGCUAACUUAAGGUUUAACGCUGACUUUUUAAGGCUACGAAGCAGAUUAUGUUCAAGAUAGUCAGACUUUAUGGAUGUAGACUUCAGGUAUAAGCCUGCAGGUUUCACUGUAUAUUUUACAUUUGCUUUCUUUUCGCCCCCAUCUGCCUGUUACUAAUUUCAAAAUCCCCUUUACUACAGAAAACUGCAACAGUUUUCUUAACCAAUAGAUUUGUAGCGUUAUCAAUCAAUAACACGAAUUGAGUGCAUUGACAACGCUCUUUUUCUCAUAUCAUAGCUAUUCGGUCAUUAUCCAUUAACCAUCACAGAAAACUUUCCCAUGGUGCCCCUUUGCUACCAAAACUCCCACAUUUCUUGACGACAAAGAACUGCCCAGACUGUGACCGCCUCAGUAGCUACACCUAUUAAACAGUGAGAAGCUCCACCUGGUGGUGCAAACAGAUACUACAGCUAAUCGUCACUACUUUGCAGGGGCACUGUUCCUGCAUCCUGGGCUUAGCUUCUUUUAAGUUUAAAAAAAGAAAAAUUCUCAGUCAGCAGAAUGAUAAUGAGGUGCAGUCAGACCAUUGUUCAGUGCUGUGGAGAAUGGUCUGACUACGCAGGAUUACAGUUGAGAUAACUGGGAUAAAAAUCUGAGCUAGAAGUUUUUAGCGUCAGAUUUUCAGUGAAGGGGGCGUAAUCUUCCUUGCUUUAUUUUUUAUACAUAAUUAGACAUUUUAUGUUUCUGUAAGCCUCUGUAUAGUGAUAUCAUCCUAAGACAGAGACCGAAAACAGGACUAAAGCCUUGUUGACGAUAUAAAAUUUGCAGUGAGCCUUCUUAACGGUUUAAAUGACAUUUUGAAAUUUGUUCUUUCCUUGCUCCCGAAACUGUUCAACACUACCUGAUUGCAGCUGAAAGAGUGAGGCAGUUUUCCUUCCUGCCCUGUUUCCUUUAGCUUGUAUGGUAGUUUUAGGAUUACAGUUGGUUCUUCUUGUCCAUGUUUUUCAUGUAAAUGUGCUUGUAGCCAGAUUCAUAAACGCUGGUUGACUGAAUGAGUUUUUAGUUCAACCUGACUGAUGUUUGGUCUAGUGAAGCCAGAUGACAAAGAAAUCCUGGAUUUGUUGAACUUGCUUCGUAGCACAGGCCUCUUGUUUCCCUGGACCAGGUUGUUUAACGGUUUUUAGUUCGUUUUUUCCUAAUGGACGCAGGUUUAGACCGGUGACGUGUUGGAUUCAUUCGUUCUGAGCCCGACACGAUUACUGAGGAAUCUGUUGGUACUUUUAAUAAUUUAUUUGAUGCUUAAGGUUGUCUUUAUUUUAACACUGCAUGAAAACAAGCUUUUUAUCCUCCUUACACCUAGCUGGUCUGCCAGUACUGAAGCACGUUUACACUCGGAGCACCUUGAUUUGACUAAUUCUGUGAGCACUUUUGGGUUCUGGUACAACUGUGACCUUCAUCGCAUGACUCCAUCAGACCUCAAGUCCUUUAGAGAUGUCUAUAUUUUCUACCCGCCUCGUGCAGUCUUCAGAGUUAAAGCACGUUCCUGAAAGGAGAGAAGAAAGUAGUUUACAUUACCUUAAGCUUUAAUGGACAGGUGAAUCGUGUCAUAUUGAUCAUACAUGGCUACCGUGUUAGCUGUCUGUCUGAGGAUGAUGGUGGGAUUUUCAGAACAAACGUGUGCACUGUUCAGCUAAAAUACUGUUGUUUUCCUUUGGUACUGUUGCCGUGUUUUUUAUUAAAUACUGGAUAUGCACUGACAUAAUAAACAUGGUCCAUAAACUGCA
Acanthochromis polyacanthus (spiny chromis) is the source of this 5450-nucleotide messenger RNA. It is a transcript of the gene tmem245, whose product is annotated as transmembrane protein 245. The transcript is spliced from 18 exons. The record is from RefSeq and is a predicted model, not a curated record. Lineage: Eukaryota; Metazoa; Chordata; Actinopteri; Pomacentridae. The coding region runs from base 137 to 2797 and encodes 886 amino acids.